CGCUUGCGCGGUUCAUCGCUGAUGGAUGCUGAGCGUCGUCUCGUCGCUAGUGCCGACACGGCUUGUUCCUUUGCUUUAGUUGCUUCAUUCCCGCUGCGCUCAAAACUAUGAGAAGAAAGUCAAGAAUCCUGCUGUGCUUCGCCUUCCUCUGGGUUUUGGGGAUCGCUUAUUACAUUUACCUGGGCAGUGGGACGAACCGGAAGGAUGAGUGGAACUCUAUAGAUCCAGAUAAGAGAAAGAAUGGUCAGAACAAUAAAGCAGAAGGACAAGCACAGAAUAUGGAGACAUUACCACCUGGGAAAGUGAGGUGGCAAGACUUUGAUCAGGAAGCUUACAUUGAGGUCACUUUAGUAAAGAAUGGACAGGAUCCAUAUGCACGGAAUAAGUUUAAUCAGCUGGAAAGUGACAAACUUCGAAUGGAUAGGAAUAUUCCAGACACCAGGCAUGAUCAGUGCAGGCGGAAGCAGUGGAACACUGACUUAAUAGCAACCAGCGUGGUUAUCACCUUUCACAAUGAAGCAAGAUCAGCAUUGCUUCGUACCAUUGUCAGUGUGCUUAGAAAAAGUCCACCACACCUGAUCAAAGAAAUAAUUUUGGUUGAUGAUUACAGUGACAACCCUGAAGAUGGCACUUUGUUAUCAAAGAUUGAGAAGGUCCGAAUUCUUCGAAAUAACAGACGGGAAGGGCUAAUGCGUUCACGUGUCAGGGGAGCUGAUGCAGCACAAGCAAACAUCCUUACAUUUCUUGACAGCCAUUGCGAAUGCAAUGAACACUGGCUAGAACCUCUCCUGGAGAGGGUGGUUGAGGAUAAAACAAGAGUAGUUUCUCCAAUAAUUGAUGUAAUCAACAUGGACAAUUUCCAGUACGUUGGAGCUUCUGCUGAUCUAAAAGGCGGAUUUGACUGGAAUCUGGUCUUUAAAUGGGAUUACAUGACUCCAGAACAAAGACGAGCUCGUCAGGGUAAUCCAAUUGGUCCCAUUAGAACGCCCAUGAUAGCUGGGGGUCUCUUUGUAAUGGAUAAAGGUUACUUUGAAGAACUUGGUAAAUAUGACAUGAUGAUGGAUGUCUGGGGUGGAGAAAACUUAGAAAUUUCUUUUCGAGUGUGGCAAUGUGGGGGCAUCCUUGAAAUCAUUCCUUGUAGUCGGGUAGGUCAUGUAUUCCGCAAGCAGCAUCCCUAUACGUUUCCAGGAGGCAGUGGUACUGUUUUUGCAAGAAAUACACGCAGGGCAGCAGAAGUCUGGAUGGAUGAAUUCAAAAAUUUCUACUAUGCAGCAGUGCCUUCAGCUCGGAAUGUGCCAUUCGGCAAUAUUCAGAGCAGGUUAGAAUUGAAGAAAAAACUGGCCUGUAAACCAUUUAAGUGGUACUUGGAAAAUGUUUAUCCAGAGCUAAGGGUCCCUGAUCACCAAGAUAUUGCUUUUGGAGCUUUACAACAAGGUUCCAAUUGCCUGGACACACUGGGCCACUUUGCAGAUGGUGUUGUGGGUGUCUAUGAAUGUCACAAUGCAGGAGGCAAUCAGGAAUGGGCACUAACAAAAGGCAAAUCAGUGAAACAUAUGGAUUUGUGCCUUACUGUGGUCGACCGGGUGGCUGGUUCUCUCAUAAAGUUGCAAGGAUGCAGAGACAAUGACAGCAGACAGAAAUGGGAACAAAUUGAGAAUAACUCAAAACUAAGGCAUGUGGGCAGCAAUCUUUGUCUUGACAGUCGGAACACCCGGAGCGGCGGACUCACUGUAGAAGUCUGCAAUCCAUCCCUUUCACAACAGUGGAAAUUCACUCUUAAUUUACAGCAGUAAUAGAUAUGGACCAUUAAAUUUUGGAACUUUCAAUGUGGACAAUAUUUAAAUUGGUAAAUCAAGUUUGCAUUCAACCAUAUACCUCGAUUUUUGAAAGAGUUCCAUAUUACAUCUUUCUUUGAAUUAAUGUAUCGAGUGUCUAAACUUGUUGGUUUCAAUUACUUUAUAAAUGUAUAUUAUUUCUUUUCAAUUAGCAAAGUCCCUUCCCUUCUGAUCUUAAAUAGGACGGUACACACACAUUUCCAUCACAGCAAGAAUCAUUUCAGUCCUUCUGUUGUGGAAGUUUCCCAAAUAAGAAUUUCUGUUCUAUAGGAAAUGCACUGCACUGAAAAUAAAGGCUGCUUAUGAGGACAUCAAACAUUUGCGCCUUUAAAGAAGGUGGUGUCCAGCUCUGUACUGUUUCAAAAUUCACAUUAGUUUUUAUGAUUAAUUUUUGUAUUGACUAUUGUCCAAAUGCAAAGCUACUGUGUCUUUCUCUGAUGUUCAGUUUUUUGCUGUGGUGUACAGAUGCCACAACUGUAAUUCAGCAUAUGAUGAGUUUUGUAAGCCAUGAAGAAUUGAUUAAAAAAGGCAAGAACGAUGUUGGAAAGCUAAACGAUAUCCAAAAAAAGUCACGUGCUCUUCUUGCAUUUUAUGUCUAUGUUACAUUCAGCUAAAUCUCAGCACUUUUCUUAUUUCUUUCUGUGCCCGGGGUAGGUGGGUGUGGGGAGGUAUAACAUCGCAAUUACAAGGCACUAACACUUGCCAAGUGUUAUUUAAUGGAUCAAAGUCAGUUGACAACUCAAAGAUAUUUUAUAUUUAUUAUGUAAGUAGCUGUGUUAAGAGACUAAUGCACCAACAUCAUUCCUUUCAUUUGUGAUUCCAGCUUGCACUUUCUGUAAAAUCAUCCAAUAAUUGACCAGCGA
Hemiscyllium ocellatum (epaulette shark) is the source of this 2698-nucleotide messenger RNA. It is a transcript of the gene galnt2, whose product is annotated as UDP-N-acetyl-alpha-D-galactosamine:polypeptide N-acetylgalactosaminyltransferase 2. The transcript is spliced from 16 exons. The coding region runs from base 108 to 1793 and encodes 561 amino acids. Lineage: Eukaryota; Metazoa; Chordata; Chondrichthyes; Orectolobiformes; Hemiscylliidae. The record is from RefSeq and is a predicted model, not a curated record. Gene Ontology annotation, cellular component: Golgi apparatus.